AGGGGCAGUAUUUGACCAUAAUAAAAUGAUAUUCUGGGAGACUGGGAGCCAGUUAAUCCUCAAAAUCGGUUCAUUUAGGAAAACCUGCAGCCUAAAGUCACUACAGUUGGUGGUGGGUGGGAUGGUUAAGUAGCUGAAACAAAACCACUGCUUUUGCAAAAGCCCUCUGCAAAAACCUCCUCCAUCCAUUUGUGUGUCUGCUUUUUUAGAGCAUGCACAGCAGCCACCACAAUACAUAACAUCAUGGCCGACUAUGAAGCUGCAACCUCGUUCCUCGGUGAGUGGGGUCGUUUCCAGCAGCAGGUGUUUUUCCUCCUCUGCCUGAGCAUCAUCCCCAAUGGUUACAUCGGUUUGUCCGUGGUGUUCGUGGCCGACACGCCGCCUCACCGCUGCCUCAUCCCGGAUCACCUCAACCUCAGCGCCGCCUGGAGGAACAGCAGCAUCCCGCUGGAGGAGGACAACCACAGCAGCCAGCUGGUGCUCAGCAAGUGCUCCAGGUACAACCUGCAAGAUGUGCUGAACUACUCGGACAGAGGCUGGCUGCCUGGUGUGGAUGUGAAUCUGUCUGAUGUGGCGAAAGAGAGCUGCUUGGACGGAUGGGAGUACGACCACAGUGUUUACAUCUCCACAAUCACUACUGAGUGGGAUCUGGUGUGUGACAACAGGUGGAAGAACCCGUUGACUUCUUCUAUCUACUUCUGUGGUGUUUUCGCUGGCUCCUUCAUUUCAGGACAGUUCUCUGACAGGUAUGGAAGAAAAAUAGUGUUGUUUGUGGCCAUAGCAGUCCAGUCAGUGUUCACAUUCAUCCAGGUUUUCUCUCCAUCCUGGUCCGUGUUCUGUGCCAUGUUCUUUGUUGCCGGGAUGGGACAAAUCUCCAAUUAUGUGGCAGCGUUCGUGCUAGGGACCGAGAUAUUGGGCCCACGUGUUCGGACGAUUUACUCCACCGCGGGCGUGAGUCUUUUCUUUGCCGUGGGCUACAUGCUGCUACCGCUGUUUGGUUACUUCAUCAGAGACUGGAGGAUGCUUCUCCUUGGCCUCUCCGUGCCUGGCUUCCUCUAUGUGCCUUUCUGGUGGUUCAUCCCAGAGUCUCCUCGGUGGCUGCUCUCUCAGGGAAGAGUGGAGGAGGCUGAGGCCAUUAUGAGAGAUGCUGCUAAGAGGAACAAAAUCGAGCCUCCGCUGGUCAUCUUCAGUCCUUUGCAGAAAGAACUUCAAUGUGAGAAGAGGAAGGCCUACAACAUCUGUGACCUGCUUCACUCUCGAAACAUCCGCUGGAUUUCUGUCACGCUGUGGCUGCUCUGGAACAGCAUGGCCAUUGCUUACUUUGCUCUUUCCCUGAACACGGCGAACCUUCACGGUAACGCGUACUUCAACUGUUUCGUGUCUGCUGUGGUAGAGUUGCCAGCCUACACUUUGUCAUGGGUUAUGUUUCGUUGGUGUUCCAGACGACUGAGUCUCGCCUCAAUCUUCUUCAUGGGAGGAUUGUUUCUACUCUUUAUACAACUCAUACCAGCAAACCUGACUUAUCUCGCCACAACACUCGAGAUGAUGGGGAAGUUUGCAGUGACGACAGCGUUUGCUAUUGUGUACGCAUACACAGCAGAAAUCUACCCAACCGUAGUGAGGAAUACGGCUAUGGGCGCCUGCUCCAUGGCCUCCAGAAUAGGCAGCGUCGUUGCCCCAUACUUCAUUUACUUAAGAAGCUAUUCCAUUUCACUGCCUUACAUCCUCAUGGGAAGCAUUACAGCUCUAUCAGGGUUGCUGAGUCUCCUGCUGCCUGAGAGCUAUGGAAUGCCUCUACCCGACACCAUCGCUCACAUGCAACACUUCCCCGGAUGUUGUCAGAAGACACCUUAUACACUCACAAACACCGAAGAAAAGGAAAACGCUGGUGAAAAGAAGUCUCAAAUUGUCCCUUGAACAAGGAGCAGCGCUGAUAUCCGGCUUGAGACGGAAACUGGACAAACAUCAUGUCUCUGUCCAUGUUUCUGUUAAAUGGAUAUUUGUCAUGAAUAACUAAAAGAAAUUUUAUUUUUUCACUGGAUUUGUGAAAGUAUGUGACUUCAAUAGGACCGAGGAACAUGACAAACAAUAGUCUUUAAUGUGUGAUGUAAAAAUAACUAUUUAAUUCACUCCAAAGUGGCCAUACGGCAUGUAAAUCAAGUUUUAAUUCCUUUAAUUUCACUUCCUGUUAUGUAAUGUCAUUGAAUCCAUUUGUACAGAACUGAUUGAAAUUUUCUGAUAGAAAUUGUGAGUAGUAAGAACAGUAAACAGUAGGAAUGAUACACAAUAAAUAGCACAAUAUUUAGCAAUAACUCAUGUAAGUAGCAAUGUUUUAGACAAUCAGAGUCGACUUUCAAAAAGCACCGCAGGUUUUGAAUGUUCUCUUCUUGUGAUGAAUGGACACUUCAUGCUGUAGUGACAAAAGACAAAUAAAGAAACCAUCAUUUGAUAUUCAGCAUGCAGGAAAUCUGAAAAAAGCUGCAAUGUUUGAAUAUUAUUUGAUUUUUCCCAACUGCAUUAUCGUCGUCGUGAACAGGUGCGUUCACUUCAAAGACUGAUGCUACCAUCAUCACAUCCUCUGAGUCAUGAUGAUGAUGAUGAUGAUAUAUUUGAUGGUUAUAUUAAAGAAUAAUUUGACAUUA
Molecule: messenger RNA, 2642 nt
Organism: Sebastes umbrosus (honeycomb rockfish)
Lineage: Eukaryota; Metazoa; Chordata; Actinopteri; Perciformes; Sebastidae
Product: solute carrier family 22 member 5-like
Exons: 10
Coding region: 244-1917 (557 amino acids)
Biological process (GO): transmembrane transport
Cellular component (GO): membrane
Molecular function (GO): transmembrane transporter activity
Source: RefSeq, a predicted model, not a curated record